UCCGCUGAAUCAUUAUGAGCCCAAAGUUUAAUCCGGGCAAAGAUACCACCACGUCACUCCUCACUCCAUAUUGUCCUCGGAGCAACAUCUUCUCCUCUCGCAACGUGGAAUAGUCGCACCCACAUAUGUCCCGUCGCAUCCUCCUCCACAACCAGCCCAAAUCUCCGACACCCACGAACACCAUCCGCUCCUUUCUCCACCACAACUACCAACCCAACCCUCGACCUCUCAACCCUGCCACAUCCCUCACCACAACUCUAGUCGCCUCCGACAGAGCUCACCCCCUCUACCCGCAAGUCCAGCGCGAACUCCAAGCCUUCAACCCCGGCCUUCUGCACUGGAGAGUGCGCACAUCCAAUGAUUUAAGCCCGCGAGGCGUCGUGCGCAGCUGGGCGUUGCGAAGGGUGAAAGUCGCGCUGUUGGCGGAGUUGAGGGAGAGGGGCUUUGCUCGGGAUGGGAGGAAAUUGGAUGGAGGCGAGGGCGACGGGUUGAGGGGCGCGUUGUCUGUUAUUGUUGAUAGGGGAGGGGGUGCGAUUCGUGCGAGUGGGGUGGAGGUGAGGAGGGAGGUUGGCAAGGUGCUGGACGCUGUAAUGAGGGCUCACAAGAGAGAUCGCGAUGAGAAGACUCGUGGUUUGACGGCUGAAAGGGCCGGAGGUGCUGCUCCUCUGAGGAUACUACGUGUGAAGUCCGGCCGGGGCGAUCGUUCUGACACCUCUCCUGGAUGAGUAUGCUGCGGAGAUUGUGUCUAGCUUGACAUAACCCGUUCCAUGGCAGUGCAUAUUGCUGCGACAUAUUUACUGCGACAUGCAGUUGCUGUCUGGCAGCCACGAACGGGCCUUCACGCAGCACGACACAAGGCUGUGUUAAGGUGCUACGACCUCGGGAAAUUUGGUCACCAGCUUCAGAACACCAAGCUCUUGGCCAUGGAAGAUGAGGACAGCAAUAACGAUAUACAUGAGCACUCAGUCUCCCAUCAUUUGUUG
This is a messenger RNA of Neohortaea acidophila, 983 nucleotides long. RefSeq lists its product as uncharacterized. The record is from RefSeq and is a predicted model, not a curated record. Bases 126 to 725 code for a protein of 199 amino acids. Lineage: Eukaryota; Fungi; Ascomycota; Dothideomycetes; Mycosphaerellales; Teratosphaeriaceae. The transcript has a single exon.